Molecule: messenger RNA, 3945 nt
Organism: Salvelinus sp. IW2-2015
Lineage: Eukaryota; Metazoa; Chordata; Actinopteri; Salmoniformes; Salmonidae
Product: E3 ubiquitin-protein ligase znrf3-like
Biological process (GO): Wnt receptor catabolic process; negative regulation of canonical Wnt signaling pathway; ubiquitin-dependent protein catabolic process
Cellular component (GO): plasma membrane
Molecular function (GO): ubiquitin protein ligase activity; frizzled binding
Source: RefSeq, a predicted model, not a curated record
UGUCCUCACUGUAGACACAACAUCAUCGAGCAAAAGAAGGGUAACCCCGGCGUUGUGUGCAUGGACCCAGUCUACAGCCGGCAGCAGAGGGUAGUCCUGCCUGUCCACUACCCUGGCAGGGUGCACCGUUCUGGGCAGGUGACUGCCUACCCCACCCGCACCUCGAUGGACCCCCAUGGUAACCCCAUCACAGUGCUCACAGUGGACCAGCACUCAGACCCCCAGGGCCUGUACCCUCCCCAGUCUGCCCACGCCGGGGCCUUCUUCCGGGGCUACCACCCCCACCCAACCCUGCACCUGGACCACUCUCUCAACCCCCAUCACUGUGGGCUGCAGCACCUGGGCCUCAACCCCCCCGCCUACCCCCAGUACCAGCAGCCAGGGCCCCACCACGGCGCCUUCAAGAGGCCUAAGUUCCACGGACGCAGCUUCUCGCGGGCCGCCUGCUACUCGCAGUACGAGACCAUGUACCAACACUACUACCUCCAGGGCCUGACGUUCCCCCAGCAGGGUGAGGGGACCCAGGGGGCAGCAGGCAUAGGAGGGGUGACUGGACGCGCCGGGCCCCACAAGGGCCCCCACAGCAUGGCUUUCCAAGGGGGGCUGCUCUACCCCACGGUGGUCCACAUGGCCCCUGCCACCAGCUCCAGGAUGGCUGAGGCAGGGAGCGGUGCCUCGGGUCUGGGCUGUUACCAUGGCCACCGCUCAGUGUGCAGUGGUUACCUGGCCGACUGRCCGGGCAGCGACAGCAGCAGCAGCUCUGGCCACUGCCACUGUUCCUCCAGUGACUCUAUGCUGGACUGCACCGAGGUUAGCAACCAGGGGGUYUACGGCUCCUGUUCCACUUUCCGCAGCUCCCUGAGCUCUGACUACGACCCCUACGUCUACCGCAGUAAGAGCCCCUGUAGGGGGUCGCAAGGGGAGCCAGGGGCCACGUCUGCAGGGGCCUCCACCGCCUGCCCCUCCACAGCCGAGGACUCCCUAACCCCAGCUCCCUCGGGGGGCCACGAUGGCGACAGCCUGCAACCACAGCCUCCUCCUGUAACCUCAGGGUUCAGUGUGGGGGACCAGCUCUCCAGCUGCAGUCUGGAGCACAGCUACAGCAGCCGCUCGUCACUGGAACAACKCAGGGACACCAGCACUACCUCAGCCAGGCCUCCAGAGGGAGCCACAGUGGACAUGGGGAAGGGAGGGCAGACAGGGGCGGAGACAAGGGUGGAGCAUGGCCUUGGGGGAGCAGGGGCGUGUAGCUGCUGUUUCGAGGUGCUCCCUCCCAACAUGGAGAGCAAAGGUCAGCAGGGAUAUCAGAGGCAGGACUCAGACUGGGUGGGGCCUAUGGCCUCCUCGGGACGUGGCUGUCACAGGGGGGCAGAGCAGAACUUUUACCACCCUGGGGAGCACCUGCUGGCUCCGUCGGAGCAGGUGAGCUAUGAGGGCCUGCCCUAUUGCUUCUACAAGGAGAUGAAGGUUCACCGGGCCACAGGGGGGCGCUAUAAUGAGGACUAUGCCGUGAAUGUGCAGUAUGCGCACCAUGCUGCAGACUCAGAUGCCUGCUGUGGCGGGCUCAGCCAGAGAAUACCCAUAAUCCACCAGGGCACAGACUAUGAGCUGGGCUUGGGGACGGAGACUCUGUAUCAGAGCAGCCUACUGCUAGCCAGCCUUACCUUGGGGCAGGGGGGCGAGGGGCGGACUGGGGGGCGGGUGGAGCCUGGUGAGGGAGGGUACUUCACCUCAGGACAGUUCAGAGGUCAAGCGAACCCCACCCAGGAAGAAGAGACCAGGGCCCUGUUCCACCCCCUGAACUACACUACCCACGAUGCAUCUGGAAACAGUAAAGCUACAGACAAGGGUCUGGGGGUAUGAGGAAGUGUGGAGCCCAGAAACAGGGACUCAAACAAACAGCCUGUUUGGUACCUAACCGGUCGGUCGGUCGGUCGGUCAGUCAAGAAAACCUCAGUUGCCUUGCUUUUUUUAAGCCUCGCUCGCUGAACUCUGAAUGUUAUCAUCCUAGAUGGUGAUGGUGUAGAUUUCUACUGAAAUGAUAUGAUGGCCUGCCUGCCUGGCGUAUCUAGAUAUAAUCAGUUCAUUCCUGUGGCCAUCAGCAGCUCAGCAUAAGCCCAGCUCAACCCACAUCACUCUGACUCGUGGCCAUGCCUCACCAGCGGAGUCUACAGGCUCAGAUAGAUAGAGAAUCAGGCUACAACAUAUGGGUGGAAGUUCACGGUGGUUGGUUGUAACAGUGGAUGGCUUGGCAAGGCCACAAAUCAACACGRAGGCUAGCCCAGCCCUUACAGUUCCAUGGGUUCCAGACAGGGUCAGUCCGGAUCCUGAGACCCAUUUGGAGAGUAACAAACUGUGUUAGCUGGGCCCAGUUUGUGACAUUUUCUUUCUUCUGAUUUGGUAAGUUGUUUUUCACAUCUGGACUKUGGACUGUGCAAGUUGUUUGAGGAUACAUUUAAUUUGUUUUAUAAUCCCACACAUACCUGUGUGUACAUGCAUAUGUACUUUAUGUAUGUGUUUAUUGUACUUUACUGCUCUUAUGACAUAACGUUGCAUAUACAGCUUGGACAACAAGCGUCAACAAACCACCAKACUCAGAUGAAAGGUUAUGGAAGAAUACCAAAACAUCAACUUAUUUUKUUUUUUAGCGGGUUGGGUGGAGGGGCGGGGUCCUUGCUAGUUGGAGGGGAGGCAGUUUGUCACAGUCACACACUCUUUCAUUGAGCUAAGCUAUACUAACUAGACUACAGUUCUCUCUUGGGAUACUCAAUGGGGCGCAAUAUUCUCGAACAAUGCAGAUAGAAUGUUGACUCAGUUCUCUGUUCUYCAUAAUAGAGAGUCUGUUCUAUAUAGAAUACAUGUCUAUCUGCGAUGUUCAGAACAUUGUGCCUUCUCGAACAUGCACCAGACCAAGCCUUAGGCCACUGAGCCAUCCUUACUGUCUUGGGCUGUGUGUCACCUUUUGACUAAAUAAAGGCCCACGUCGUGACAGGGUUUCUCUGAGUUUGUAGAAAGACAUUUGGAAAUCUUCAAAGGAUUGGAUUUAUAUCAGGUUUAGUCACGACUUGUACGUUAGAAGCUCUUGUUUUUGUUUUUGUUGUUUUUUUGCAGUCACUCAUCUAGCCUCCUCCUCAACACUUAAGCUAUAAUAUACGGCUAUAAUAUACGGCUAUAAUAUACGGUUCUAAUAUGGUUCUAUAAAGCUGUUGUGUGUCAAAAAAGGCCAAAGGAAGAAAGAAAAAAUUAUUCACAAGGGAUCCCUUUUACACUGUGGCUGUGGGUUACACAGGGCAGUUACACAAAUGUCAGAUUUUUUUUAUUUUAUUAAAUCAUACAGUACACAUCAUGCUCUCAAACAAUAUCAACGUCGUUCAUACAUGCCUUCUUUGUGUUGGUUUUACAGACUGUUUUUACUGUUUCUAUGAAAUGUACCCAUUGUCUUCAGAGGCAAUCAUUUUGAAAUAGCAAUAUUUAUAUGUAAACCCAGAGCUGUAAUCAAUGAAAGAUAUUGAMAAUCUAAUCUUUCCUUUGCAUAAAGAUAUGUACUACAAAUAUAACAUUUUGGGUUACCCAAGUCACUAUUUAAUUGUUUUGUUUUAUUAUUUGUAGCACUUAAGAAGAUUGUAUUAAAAMAAAAUGUGUACACAAAWUUWWUWUUUUUUUUUUAAAGAAUAUAAUGAUUUUCUCCAUCAUUAUCAUUUUACAAAUGUUUAAAAAAGGCUAGAAAUCAAUCUGUAUAUUUCUGUAUCUGUAUAGCAGCAUAUUUCAUAAAUGGAAAUAUGUUCUCUGAAUAUUUAUUUACUAAUAUAUUUAUCUUCAAGCCAUGUCUUAUGUUGAGUGUAUGAACGUUAUUUGGUUGCUGUUUGGUUGCUGUUUGUGAUAAAUCGCUAAAUACAUGGUAAUUGCACACAAAAUUAUUCAAUAUUCUCUGACCAAAAAUGUAUU